ACGCUAAGAUCGAGUACUCUGUGAGAAAGUGAAAGACCCGUGCCUUCCUUUUGACUCCUCCUCCUGGUUUUCUUGUCCGCUUCUUCACAGCGAUGCCGCCGGUGACUACCAGGAGACGAAGACUGUUGUUCAUUGACAGUGUCUCGGACUGAACAGUGUGCUCGAGGUUCCCAGCUUCCUGGUUCAGAGUCGUCCUUGGAACUGCCACCCGCCUCCUCUUCUCGAGGAAGUCCGACAGAGGUUGACCUCUGUAAAGAAAACGUGAGCGUCUGUGUGUUUGUCUGUGCUAACAGAAACGCACGCUGUGGAAUCCUUGCUUAUGUCUUCAACGCUAGACCGCUCGCAAAGCGCCGUCUCUUUCUGUCCCGGACCCUAGUGGACGCUAGUUCUUCACUGUGUGUGUGCCUGUGUGCGUGCGCGCGCGUGUGUGUGUGGUGUGCGUGUACUUAAAGGAACGGGCCCGCUGCCGGACAGUGUUUACGUCUUCAACCUCGGACGUCUCUCAACGCUCCACCUCUUUGGACGCCAGUCUUUGCGUUGCCUCCAUAUGAGCGGUUCACAACGGAAUACCCAUGUAUCAUGACUGCAACUCUAAAGUGAACCGCACUGCAUUAGAGUGAGUGGAAGUGAUUUAUUCAAGCUUCUACGAGAACAUUCUAACGAGAGACGAAGUACCUGACCAAAUAUUUGAUAUUAAGUUUGUCUCAUUCAACCGUUAAUUUAUCGUGUAGUCGUCCGACCGUCGAAAGUAGAGAGAUUCCACCAAAGACAAGGAACGGCAAGAAGGCCUCCAGUCCCACAGCAGAAAAUCACCGCCCAGUUCGCGCUCUCCGUGAAAGACGAAACCCCAGGAGAUAAGCUCAAGACGCGAGGGGUGCCGGCUACUUUCGUAACGAACUCCUUCGACGUAGACGUAGCAUCGCCAGCUCUCGGAGGGCCGAGAAACUGCAGCAUCGCCGCCUGGCAACUGCACCUGCCCCGAAGUGGCUUCAUCAACUGUGGUCUUGUGACUGUGCUCGUUGGACAAUGCCAAAGAUGGAGUUAUUUAGCUCCCGAGGACUAUGUUGGAUCUUUUGUAUAUGCGUGGCCACCUGUGCGACUGGAGCGCACAGUUGCAUUGUCACGGCACCCAACGUUGUGCGGCUGGGGGCCGAGGAAACUGUCGUGGUCUUCAACCAGGGACCACCGAGGGAGGUCACGUUAACGCUACAGGAUCAUCCAGCACGAAUACACACCCUCUUCCGAGACACCAUCAGCCUCGGCACAGGUGAGUCCCGGAUAGUGCGCAUGCCGAUCGACCCUCAGAAGCUGAGCGCCGACGAGAUUCGUUCUGGCCAGCGACGCUACGUGUCUCUGGUGGUCGAGUGCUACGCUCUAUACAAGAAGGAGGCCCGGCUACUCAUCAGCGACAAGAGCGGAUACCUGCUGCUGCAGAGCGAUAAGCCCAUCUACACGCCCAAGCAGACCGUUCAUUUUCGAAUGGUAGCCGUCGGGGAAGACCUUGUGCCCUCCAUCGGUGAACUGAAGCUUGAGAUCAAGAACCCUCAGGACAUCGUCACGUACCAGACGGUGCUUAGCGCGAAGGACAACGCCUCGGCGACGGGGAUGUUCAGCCAUUCGUACACUUUCCCGGAAUCGCCGAUCCUCGGCCAGUGGAAGGCCGUCGUCACUUACGGAUCAUACUUCACCCAACAAACCGAGAUCACUUUCGAGGUUCAAGAAUAUGUGUUGCCCACCUUCUCGGUCAAGCUUACCACUCCAAGCGUCAUCCUAACGGAGCAAGAAUACGUGGAAGGCAAGGUUGAGGCCAAAUACGUCUACGGAAAGCCGGUUGAAGGUUCGGCAAAUUUUCGCUUCAAGAUAAGGAAUGAAGGUGGCACAGACCGGGAAAUUGGCUCGACAGACUUCAAAGAGCUCGUUCACGGAGAAGCAAUGUUCCGUAUAGCGACCACCCAGUUCAGGAUGCCUCAGCGCAAACGGUGGACUCCUCUGGUGCACGGCAACCGGCUCGUCGUGGAGGCCGAAGUGCUCGACAAGGCAACCAGCAAGCGCGUCACGGCCGCCGACGACUCCGCCGUGUUUGCGACGUCACCGUACCUGGUCGGCUUCCGGCACACGCCCAAGGACUUCAAGCCUGGCACCAUGACGGUCAUCGUGGCUGACGUGACUACCCUGACUGGCAAGCCGGCUGUUGGCAUCCCUUGCGCCAUCACUGUCCUGGACGACCAGGAACUGGAUGUCCCCGUUGAGCCUACGAUAUCUGUCACAGACGCCUUGGGAAGGGCGGCCUUUCUGGUGCAGACUGGACGGAACCACGCUACCAUAAAGGCCAAGGUCCAAACACGAGACCUGCAGUACAAGCCUCACCAGCAGUCUGAAGGAAACAUUGCCGUUCAGGCGUUCAAUUCACCCGUGCACGCCUUCGUGGCACUGAAUCGGAUGGAUACACGAAAAUCGUUCAAGGUUAGCGAAUACUUCGACGGUCCCGUAAUAACUCAGCCGGUCGACAUCUCACCGGUCUUUUAUCUUGUGACGCACCGUGGCCAGACCAAGCAGCACGGCGUUCUGGAAGUCGGCGGCUCGUUGCUCAAUCGAUCCGUGCACUUCGCCGUGACUCGAGACAUGAGCCCCAGGGUUCGGGUGCUCGUGUACGCCUUCCACCGGGGCCACCUGCUCGCCGACUCGCUCACCAUACAAGUCGAGGAAGUUUGCACGGAGUCAUCCACCAUAACCAUCGAGCCCAACUUCGCGAACGACGAGCCGGGCAACAACGGUUCUCUGAAGAUCCUAGGAAAAAGCGGGACACGGGUCGGCAUUCUUGGAGUGGACAAGGCCGUGUACAUACUCAACAACAAAGGCCUGCUGACGCGCGAGAAGCUGUUCACGACUAUGAAGUCCCACGAGCUUGGAUGCGGGCCCGGAGGAGGCCUAUCUUCCGAGGAAGUCAUGUCCAACUUCGGUGCUGUCAUUAUAUCCGAGGAAGGAACCGAAAACGUCGUCAGAACAGAAGGCAGCUGCGAGGCUAGGGUUCGUCACCGAAGGAGGGUGCAUCACAGAGCACAGCGCAAAUUCAGCCACGACCCCUUCCUGAAGGAGUGUUGCGCGCUGGGCCAGAAGCGCGACAGGGUGGGUCGUCUGUGCAGUAGGCGGGCUCACAUCGUACGGCGCUACAUCGAGGGCACGAGGGGCGAGAAGUGCGCCGAGGCCUUCGAAGAGUGCUGCCUGAGUGCCACCAGCAGGCCCGCCGGCGCCGCAAGUAGCGAGCUCGGGCCGCCGGUCAGCAUCCCUGAGGAGCCCGACAGGAUUCGGUCGGGCGAAGAAUUUGCCAUAGACGAGAUCGACGAAGUGGACGGCGAUGUUUCUCCCGACACUGUGAUACGCCGGGACUUCAGAGAGACGUGGCUCUUCGACGAGCAGGUCAUUGGGCCGGACGGCGUGGCUGAUUUCGCGGUCAGCCUGCCACACAGCAUCACCACAUGGUCGGUCCAAGCCGUCAGCGUUUCUCCAGCGGGAGGCGUCUGCGUGCCCCAGCCGCAAGAAGUCCGGGUCUUCCAGCCGAUUUUCCUGCAGGUUGCGCUACCGUACAAAGUGGUUCGCAAUGAACAGAUCGAGGUGCUUGUCACGGUGUACAAUUAUGGAGCCGAGUCACUAAGGGGCAACGUCUACAUCUACGGCGUGGAAGGCCUAUGCACUGGGGCACUGCCGGGAGAACGCUCGGAGCGCCGUCCCGUGGUGGUCGAAGCCAACUCAGCCUCCAGCGUCACCUUUCCCGUCGUGCCUCUCAAGGAAGGCUUGUUCGUCAUCAAGAUCCACGUCAGGAGCUCGAGGGGAGAGGAUGUCGUCGAGAAGGAGCUCAAUGUUGUGCCUGAAGGGGUGACCGUUGAGAAAAGCGUCUCCGUGCCCAUUGACCCUGCGAACGUUCGCAGACGGAGAACCCGGAGCGUCAGGGGCGAGCUGUUCCAGGAUUCCUUGGAUCCUGGUGCGAACCUCCAAGUCAUCUCCGUGAACACGCGGUUGCCACCGGACGCAAUCCCGGAUACGAAGACCUGUUCGCUCUCGGUCAUAGGGAAUCAGAUCGGACCCUCCGUUCAGACGACGCUUCAGAACAUCGAGGAUCUCGUGACGAUGCCCACCGGAUGUGGAGAACAAAACAUGAUGCUCAUGGCUCCGACGCUCUACGCCAUGGAGUAUCUGAAACAGAACAACAUGGUCGACGAAGCGCUGGAGGAGAAGGGCUAUCGAUACAUUCGCGAAGGGUACCAGCGUGAGCUUUCUUUCCGAAAGAUGGACGGGUCGUUCUCUGCUUUCAAGCACAGGAAGAGUAGCGUAUGGUUGACGGCCUUCGUCCUGCGAAUCUUUUGCAAGGCGAGGCGGUACGCCAGCAUCGACCCAACCGUCAUCGAGAGUGGGAUGCUUUGGCUUUCAGCGCAACAGACAUUAGACGGCAGCUUCGUCGAAAGGAAGCCUAUCAUGCACAAAAUCAUGCUGGGAGGUGUCCGUGGCGCCGUGCCCAUGACGGCCUUCGUGCUGCUCACAUUCAACGAGUGUAUGCGCCCUCCCAGCGGCGUAGCGUACGACAAGUACGACAUUUACUCGGCCAAAAACAAAAGGACCUACUUCCAGAUACUGGGGCGCACCGCUGAGCUGGCCCUCAACUACCUGCGGGAGCGCGCUUUCGAGAACGACGAGCCUUACGUGGCGGCACUCGUGGCGUACGCGCUCAGCCAGUCCAACAGCAGCGAGAAGUACGCUGCCCUGUCGGCGCUCAAGGACAGGCUCAUCUACGAUCCCAUGUUGAGCACGAGAAGCACGGGCACCGAGCCGAGUGCGCUUGUCGUGGAAGGCACCGCGUACGCUCUGUUGACGCUGCUGGCGCACAACGAGGUUGAGACGGCCAAGACGAUCGUCAACUGGCUGAACACGCACCGCUCGGCCUCCGGGUCGUUCGCAUCGACUCAAGACACCGUAGUUGCACUGCAGGCUUUGACGGAAUUCGCGCUGAAAUCCCGUGAGCCGAAUGUUGACCUCACCUGCAAUGUCACGCUUAGCAGUCAGCGAAACUUCCAGAGGAGCCUCAGGCUCAAGCGAGACAAUGCCGCCAUACUGCAACAGCUGGACAUUCGUGACGUCACGGGAAAAAUGUUCGUGAAAGCCAGCGGCACCGGCAGUGGACUGCUGUCCGUCAAGCUGAAGUACAACGUGCUUGUGCCACCUGAGCUUCUGUGCAAGUUUAAUAUAACGGUGCGUGCGGACAUCCGAAGUACGAGGGAAAGCAGCGCCAAGUCGUUUGAUUUGCCACCUGGUCUCCUCGAAGAUCUGCUCGGAGAGUCUAGGAGGCGUCGCUCGAUAUCGUCUUGGUUCCAAAGUUGGAGGAGGAAACCGUCUACGCCGUCUACGUUCCGCCCCGAGCCGCUUCCAGUCAGAUUUUUACAUGAUUCUAGAAGCAGAGACUAUUCACCGGCGAGCCCCUUCUUUCCAGAACAGAGCGGAGGGUUCCAUGGUGGAAACAGCGAUACCGCUGCGGCUUCCGUGCAAGCAUCCCCGCAAAGCAAGCUUACGUACGACAUCGAAGUUUGCUCACGCUAUAUCGGCGGAGAGGAUUCCAACAUGGCGGUUAUAGAAGUGGGACUUUUCAGCGGGUUCGAACCAAUUAAAAACGAUUUGGAGAAGGCGAGGACUGACAACGAACUUUUGGCUAAGUACGAGAUGACGGAGAAAAAUGUCAUACUCUAUUUCGAUAAGAUACCGUGGGAAUCACCAACGUGCGUAAAAUUCAGAAUAGAACGACAGCAUGUCGUUUACAACGUCCAGUCUGCAGUUGUCAAAGUCUACGACUACUACAACCCGAUGCAUUCUUGCACGCAAUUCUACGGUCCCGGUUCAACAAGCCCUCUGCUCAAGCUCGUCUGUGAAGGAAACCAGUGCCAGUGCGCUGCAGCUCAAUGCCCGAGAAAGGAGCCGUUCUUGGACGUCGAAAGGGCCGGGACGACAUUGAAGAAACGCGACAAGUUACGGGAACUCGUCUGCCAACAACACGAUUUCGUGUGGAUCGGCGUAGUGUUCUCCAAUAAUGUCGUCAACGGCUACAGGCACAUCACCUUCAGGGUGGACACGGUUAUCAAGGAAGGUUUGGAGUCCAGCACGUCCGCCAUGACGGGCACCAAGCUGUUCGUGGCGAGGGAACUGUGCUCCACGGCUGACCUCAUCAAGGGAGCACGAUACUUCGUGUUCGGUCGAGACAGCGAGCCCUUCGAGAAGGACGGCGAAACAAUCAUGAAGUACAACUUGGACAAGGAUGUACGUGUAUUCAACACCGACGAGCGUUCGACUUCAGUGAGGGGCAGGAAACUUUACUCCGUGCUCCAGUGGCUGACGUCAGGAUUUGAAAGACAAGGCGGCUGUCGCGCAUAGCCACACUGUGUUCGGGAACCGAAGCGUUCGAUGUCGCUUACCUAGGGCGAUAAUCGGAGAACGAGUGUUGCAUAAAUAAGAACGCCAAGUAUAUUUAGCUUUUCCACCUAAACCACAGACAUGUUCGCACGGAACCUUUGUGACGUGUAAUUUUGCAGUUUCAUUAGUUUAUUAUCACGCCUGCACACGUCGCUUAUCCGUAUCACGCACAAGAAUUGCGAUUUGACGUUUUACUGCGGCGACACGACUCAGAAAAUGUCGGGAAGGAACGGAUAGCUCAACUACUGACGUGUCAAAACAUGUCAAAACAUGUCAACUUUUCUGCAAAGCAUUGGUGGCAGCAUCUGUCAGGAUCUUAGUGAAUAUUCAGUUCGUUGCGGCAGGUGGUUCUACUGUUUUAUUGAAGCUGUUCUAAAUGUAUUGGGUGUCUUCGUCGCAAACGAACGCCCAUUCCCAGCUUAUUGCAGAUGAAACAGUGAGUUAGUGUGGCCAAUUGUUUUAAGCUUAACAGGCUGCAGCACUCUGCCUGUAUGCGGACAUUCAGCACGAUGCGUGUCGAUAAGCUAAUCUACCUCUUUCCUUUCCAACCCAACUUUUCCCCUAGCCCUUUUAUGUCGGAUCUCUAAGGCUAGAAAAAUUAACAAAUACAGCUAAACAAAACUGACAAGCCUGUGGUUUAGGUGGAAUUGCUUACGUGGCACUGCUACCUGUGCGAAACUCAGUACUAUAUUUAAUGCAAGAAGCCACUGGAACAAUCGCAGCAAUCAACUUCGUCCUCAACCAGCUCUGCCGUGGUAUGUGUACACUCAAUCUCAAUUCGGCGGCAGAGCGAAAAAUGCGAAGUCAUUUCAAGCUCCCCCUACUUAAUGUACGAUACUUAAGCAGGAUGAAAAUGGCAUAGGAGGCGGUGUGGAUGUGACGAGCUGUGUGAAGAAGUGAAUGCUGUAGCGUCUCUCGAAACUUUCCAGAGCUGUGCUUUUUUUUUUUAGUUACUGCUCCAACUAGAUGAACGACCGGACCUGUUCAGAAUCAUCGCACAUUGUAACCGAAUAUUCCCAUUGUAAGUAAAAAAUAAUGGGAGAUUCGCAGGAAGCAUAGAAUAAGAAAUGGUUGGAAGUAUAUAUACAAAGAUACCUUUUUUUUAUUUUACGCCAUAUUUUCUUGUAUGUCCAACGUGGAAAAAGACGCACAGGAUCCAUGAAAAGCGUUUGGCAGAUUUCGCUUAUCUCAGCAAUGCCCUAAUGUGUAAUACAACAUGGAAAUAAGGUGCCCUUCAUGACUGGAACAGUACAUGUAGUGUGCAAUGUUUCGAGUGAAUAUCGAUGGUGCACAUAUUUGGCAUUUUAGAUUAAUUAUAUUACACAUACCAGCUUUUCAUCUUUACAAACAAGGUGAUACUCUGCACCUGCAGAUGUUAAAACAAGUAACAUGCUGUAGGUCAGGUCGUUUUUAUACAAUACUAAAAGUAGGGACAGUAUCCACAUUGUUUUUGUAACUGCUGCAACAGCGGCUUCCACAGAGAGCUGCUUGAGUAGACCUUGCAUGUGUGCUGCGCAUUUGCGAUCAAAUUUCUUGGUUUAAUCUCUUCCCGCCAACGCGAGGCUACGAACACACUCUAAUAUAAAAAAUAAUGUUGCCUGAGCAAAUACUCUUGACGCCAUUGCUUCUUACAUUCAUAAGCACACAUUUCGCAGUGCCAAAGUACGCGUUUCUAAAAUGGCAAAUGAUUUGUUUUAAAUUGCUUCGUUUCGAGUUAAGCAAAGAGAUAAGUUUGCUUGUACAAUAGUGUUCAGCAGAGCUAUCCACUCAGCAAAACUGAAUGACAAAUGCCAAUGUUGUGCAUGCAAUGUUGCCUUGGCUGCUCAAGGUGCCACGUUCUUUUGCUUUCUCAUUUGAGCACUAAAAAGACGCAGUAGUAUUUUGAAAAUGGACCAAAGUGAAUUAAACUGAGAGUUACGGUAGAUCAAUUAAAAGUCGUUUGCCCUCUUUUUUGAAUGCGUAAAAAAUGGGGUUGAAUUAAGUUGUACAUUUUGUACGGAACAUUAAAAAAACUGCGUCCGUCUAGCUAGAGUGGAGUUCAGUGUGGUUAGUUACAUCCCUAGGUAAUAGUUUAAACUUUCUAUCACCAGUGAAAGCAUGCAAGCCCUCGAGUCCAUAAAAAUUUGCGGAUGUACCUAAUCAUCAAAUGACCAUGACGACCUAGCCAAUGUAGUGCUGUGCUUUCGGGUCAACAGACUGGUCACAUAGUCAGCGAAGUGCAGCUACAUCACCAAACCAAACAUGUACGCCUGUGCUUUGCCAGAGAAUAUAUAUUGCCCCUUUUUUAUGGUGUCUGUACAAACAAGAAUGUAAUAAAUGCGACAUUGUAAGUUAUGA
Rhipicephalus sanguineus (brown dog tick) is the source of this 8787-nucleotide messenger RNA. Its product is annotated as complement C3. The record is from RefSeq and is a predicted model, not a curated record. Bases 1027 to 6411 code for a protein of 1794 amino acids. Gene Ontology annotation, molecular function: endopeptidase inhibitor activity; protein binding. The transcript is spliced from 43 exons. Gene Ontology annotation, cellular component: extracellular region. Lineage: Eukaryota; Metazoa; Arthropoda; Arachnida; Ixodida; Ixodidae.